UGUAUCGGUCUGCCCUUCGCAGAUGGUUUCAGUGGGAGGUUCUGGUUCUGUGGAUCGUUUGGAGUCUUUCCUUGCGAAUUUAAUGGACUUUUGAAGGAAGCAAAGCAGUCGGGUCGAUGCGUGAAGUUCCUUUUCCCCCAUCUCAGCCCACAGCAAGUUCUUUUAAUCUUUGGAAAAAGCGUGAAAUGAAUCGAGUGGAAGGCAGCUCGGUUCGAAAGCAGCCAGGACUUCUCCUGAGUCCAGUCCCCGGGAGGAGAUGAGUGUUCGGGAUGGGACCGUGUCUCGGUACCGAAUUUACGGAGGAGGAAAAGGCGGCGAGGAUACACAGCGCCAAGUUGGACCGAGACUUGUUCGAGUGUGCCAAGCGGGACAUGAAUGUGCUUAAAAUACUUCUACUAGGUGCAGCAGAAAGUGGUAAAAGUACUUUGGUCAAGCAAAUGAAGAUCAUACACAGCAAUGGAUUCACCAAGCAAGAACUCAGCAGCUUCAAGCCUGCAGUGUUGGAUAACCUGCUCACCUCCAUGAAGUUUGUUCUUCACGGCAUGGGUGUCCUUCGCAUCAACCUGGCUAACAGCAGAAACAAGGUGCACGCCCACUCUGUGCUGUCGUGCGCUCGCUCUUUCGAUGAAGAUCAGCUCUUGUUUCCUUUCCUGAGCCACGCCCUGUCUUGUUUGUGGGCGGACCAGGGAGUGAGAGCCGCGGUGGCCCGGGGGUAUGAGUACCAGCUCAAUGACUCUGCUGUGUACUUCUUUGAGAACAUGAGCCGCAUCUCUUCUCCCGACUACAUGCCCACGGAGAUGGAUGUUCUGCGCGUGCGACUGAGGACAACAGGCGUGAUAGAAACCCAGUUCCAAGUCAAGCACCUGACGUUCAGGAUGUACGACGUUGGCGGCCAACGCACUGAGCGCAGGAAGUGGAUUGGCUGUUUUGAGGACGUGAGGGUGGUGCUCUUCGUGGUGUCGCUCAGCGGUUACGACAUGACCCUGGUGGAGGACCCCUCCACGAAUCGCCUUCAGGAGAGCAUGAAGCUUUUCUCCUCAGUCUGCAACAACGUCUUCUUCCGCACUACGUCCAUGAUUUUAUUCAUGAACAAAAUCGACCUUUUUCAAGACAAGAUUCAGCAUUCGGGGCGACACCUGCGUCUGUACCUGCCUUCCUUUAAAGGUGCGGACUGCGACGUGGAUUCGGCCGCACGCUUUGUCGCCGCCGUCUUCGUGUCGCUCAACACGACUCCCAGCAGGCUCAUCUACCACCACUUCACCACGGCCACCGACACCUCCAACAUCCAGGUGGUCUUCCAGGUGGUCAUGGACACCAUCAUCAAGGAGAACCUGGAGGCCGUGUCUCUGCUGUAGGAGGACAAAGCGACUCGGAGAUGUCCACCUUUUGUCCAGAGUACGUUGGGAAACCUCCCCUGGAGUUCUGACAAAAACUUGGGCACACAUGCGGGUGAAUGGAGUACUGAUGCUGCCCUGCGUGUUGUGCGUCUCUAUUGUGUGUUGUGUGUCUGUGUGCAAGCUGCAAGAUGUUCCGUUUGUCCGUUUGGCCUUCUGCGUUUGCUCACCAUCAGCCGUUUUCCACUCAUCCGUUGUGGUGUUUCCACUCAGCACAUUCUGUGCGUCACACACUCAUGAUAUAUAUAUAUAUAUAUAUAUAUAUAUAUAUAUAUAUAUAUAUA
This is a messenger RNA of Dunckerocampus dactyliophorus (ringed pipefish), 1678 nucleotides long. It is a transcript of the gene gnav1, whose product is annotated as guanine nucleotide binding protein (G protein) alpha v1. The record is from RefSeq and is a predicted model, not a curated record. Gene Ontology annotation, biological process: adenylate cyclase-modulating G protein-coupled receptor signaling pathway. The coding region runs from base 270 to 1355 and encodes 361 amino acids. Gene Ontology annotation, molecular function: GTPase activity; G-protein beta/gamma-subunit complex binding; G protein-coupled receptor binding. Gene Ontology annotation, cellular component: heterotrimeric G-protein complex. The transcript is spliced from 9 exons. Lineage: Eukaryota; Metazoa; Chordata; Actinopteri; Syngnathiformes; Syngnathidae.